AUGGUCAAGUCUACCCUUAUUUAUAGAUAUGAUGCCCUUCCUCUAUGUGGUUCUUUGGAUGACCAAAUCACUCCAGAAUUGAAUGACUUGAAAAAGAAAUGCAAGAUCAUUAUAAGUAGGAUUACUCCCAACUCUGCACCACAGGCUACUAUCGAAUCUGGGAACUUCAAUGUCCAUUAUCUCAACCAAAAUAACAUUAUCUACCUCAUUAUCGCUGAUCGCUCAUACCCAAGAAAGUUAGCGUUUCUGUACUUGUCUGAGGUUGCCAAUGAGUUCGGCAAUAGUCAUGGCAGAGAAGCCAUGAGCAACGCAGCUCGUCCAUAUGCAUUCAGCUCAUUCGAUAACUUUCUCAGUAAAACUAAAAAGCUCUAUCAAGAUGAACGUGCUCAUUCAAAUGUUGAUAGACUCAACAAUGACUUGGCAGACGUCAAGAGAGUCAUGACCAAGAACAUAGAAGAUUUGUUAUAUCGUGGAGACUCUUUGGAUAAAAUGAGUGACUUAUCCUCGAGCUUGCGUAAUGACUCCAUCAAGUACAGAAAGAAGGCUCAGCAGAUCAACUUCGAGGCCAUGCUUAAGCAGUACGCACCUAUUGCGGGAGCUGGGCUCUUCAUUGUAUUCGUGAUCUGGUAUAUGUUCAUCCGCCGCUAG
Molecule: messenger RNA, 648 nt
Organism: Australozyma saopauloensis
Lineage: Eukaryota; Fungi; Ascomycota; Pichiomycetes; Serinales; Metschnikowiaceae
Gene: SEC22
Product: SNAP receptor
Exons: 2
Coding region: 1-648 (215 amino acids)
Biological process (GO): vesicle fusion with Golgi apparatus; retrograde vesicle-mediated transport, Golgi to endoplasmic reticulum; endoplasmic reticulum to Golgi vesicle-mediated transport
Cellular component (GO): Golgi membrane; endoplasmic reticulum-Golgi intermediate compartment; SNARE complex
Molecular function (GO): SNAP receptor activity
Source: RefSeq, a predicted model, not a curated record